Messenger RNA from Photinus pyralis (common eastern firefly), 2330 nucleotides. RefSeq names its product kinesin-like protein subito. Gene Ontology annotation, biological process: microtubule-based movement. Gene Ontology annotation, molecular function: ATP hydrolysis activity; microtubule motor activity; ATP binding. Bases 116 to 2026 code for a protein of 636 amino acids. Gene Ontology annotation, cellular component: kinesin complex; microtubule; nucleus. NCBI's taxonomy places the organism in Eukaryota, Metazoa, Arthropoda, Insecta, Coleoptera, Lampyridae. The record is from RefSeq and is a predicted model, not a curated record. The transcript is spliced from 3 exons.
AGACACAACGAAUUCCACUUCCAGAACCGUUACUAUCAUUUCAAAUUCCAAAAAUCAAAACAGAAACCCUGCAAUACGUUGUUGAGUGUUCUGUGCCCUACAUUAAAAAAAUAUCAUGUCUCAAGAGGAAGUCUCAUCCGAAAAUAUUUCUUACUUAAACCCUCGUGUGUUCAGCAUAUUGGCUCAAAAUUUUCCCACUAACAAUGAUGAAGUUGCAGUACCAGACAUUUCUUCGGAAGAAGGCAAUUUUCUACGCGUUUACCUGAGGAUAAAAAAGGCAGAAAACUUCAAACAUGUAUAUGCUAUCAACAACAACACACUUCACUGUAAAGUACCGCCCGCUAACAAAAUAGUUAAAAUGUACAAAUUUUCAAAAAUUUUUGGUCCCCACGCCACACAAAGUGAAAUUUAUAAUGACGUUGUUCUGAAGAAGGUGACAAAGUUCAUUCAGGGCAUUAAUUGCACUCUGUUGACGUACGGCUCGUCGGGGUCCGGCAAAACAUUUACUUUACAGGGAACUCCUACGGAACCGGGCAUUGUUCCGAGAGCACUGGAAUACUUCUUUCAAACUCUACCGGCGUUGCCAUCGAAACCGCACAUCAAGCCUACACCGUCAGGUGGUAUUAUGAAAUUGAGUUCUUCAGAAAGCGCACAGGAGAGAUUAACUGUGACGAAUCUAAUGAAACACUCUGGUGAUCCUGCCCAACAUUUCAGGACGUACAGUGUUAUGCAGCAACAUUUGAAGGACAAUCCUGUCGGAGUUAUCGACGACGACAUCAGUGAUGUACACCUAAGCGUGUGGGUUUCUUUUGCCGAAAUCUACAAUGAACACGUUUACGACUUACUAGUCACCGAACCAAAACGCGGUCAUCCAAGAAAAAAACUACGCAUGGUAUAUUUUAACAACAACGCGUACAUUAAAGACUUACAGCAUAUAAACGUGUCGUCCGCAGCCGAGGCAUAUUUUUUACUACGGUAUGGGCUGCAGAACUUAAAUUACGCUUCCACGGCAGUUAACGAUCACUCAAGCCGUUCACAUUCCAUCUUCACAAUUAAAUUAGCCCAGGCGUCUGAUUCUAAAAGUGGAGUGAGCGUGAGUGCCUUCAAUUUUUGCGAUUUAGCUGGUUCUGAGAGACUUAAAAAAACAAAUAAUGUCGGCGAUAGAUUAAAAGAGUCUAACAACAUCAACGCGUCCCUCUUAGUAUUCGGACGUUGUAUUCAUGCAGUGAGAGAUUCACAAAAAUUGAAAAACUCGCAGUUAAUGCCCUGGCGCGAAUCUAAGCUUACACAAUUAUUUCAAAACGCGUUGUUGGGAAAUGAAUCGAUUUCGAUGAUUGUCUGCAUUAAUCCUGCGAGGGAAAUGUUUGACGAAAGCCAGCAUGUUCUAAACUUUUCUGCGAUCGCAAAAGAUGUCGCUGUAGAGCGACAACAACCAAUUCAGCGUCUUAAAAUUAAUAAAUUUGAUAAAGAUUCAGUUAUUCUUGAAGAAGAUCUGACAUCCAGUUUGGAAGAGCUACACAAUUAUCUGGCUUUCUUAUGUAAUGAAAUUGAACAGGAUGGAUUAAAUCAUACAGAAUAUCUGGAACAUAUCACCAGUACAUAUAAGAAGAUGAUAGAAAAUACAAAGAAAGUUUGGGAGAACACUUGCAAAGACGUAGAAACAUGCAUAGAAAAACACAACCAAGAAUUACUUCAGAGCUCAACUUCACCUAUAAAGAGCAGAAAACGUAAGAAGAUGUCAGUUGUAUGCAUAGAUACCUCAUCAGAUGAAGAAAAUCAGGUUCCAAAUAAAACAAAGGAGAAAAGAAAACAGAAAGGUAGCCAAGAGCUUCAAAAGCAGUUGUGCCAAUUACAAAUGGAGAGAGAUGCUAACGUAGUUGAACUGGAAAAUCUUUCAGCAAGGAAUAAAGCGCUUAAAGUCGACAAUGAGGAAUACCAAGCUUUGCAGAAAGAACGCAAAGAAUUAGAAACACAAACUGUCAUAGAAGAAGAUAUUUUAGCUGACCUUAAUAGGUACCUACAUUGACUGGAGGUAAGCCAAAAACCCAAGGGUUUUUAAAAAUUAUAUUAAUAAUAAUAAAUAUAAAAAAAAGAAAAAUUAAUCAAUGCGAGUUUUUCACCUGUAAAAUAUGCAAAUAAAAAUUGUAAAAAUGAAUGGACCCAUGUUAUUUUAACAUCCUAAUGGUAGAUUUUUGAUUCGUAUGAUCAAUGCUUUUGUCCAUUGUUAUAUGCCAUUUUAUAUUUCUAACGUAUUGUUUUUCUGUUUUAUAAAAGAACUAUAGUUCUAUUUUCUGGACAUCAGGUUUUUUUCCAGUCCUCACAUACAUCUU